UUACCUCAUUCCCUCUCUACGACACCGCAUAAUUACAAAUUUUAGUUCCCAUUACGGAAUAAACGAUAAGUUUAUCAAAUGUAUUGCCAACCUAACCUAAAUGACAAGUGAGCUGUCUUAUUUUUAGUAAUGGAGACGUGUACAAAAUUGAAUUUAUGUUAAAUUAAAUGAACCUAUUCAAAUCAUUUGAUUUACAUUAGUAUUUUAUAUCUAAGUAAUUAAUAAUUAAAAGCCACGAUGGAAGAGGAAUUGUUGCAGACUUCUAACAAGAAGGGUGCAGUUUCACAAGCCUGGACAAGACUAUCACAGUGGUACCAAUCAUUAGUGGACAAGACAGUACCCUGGCAAAAAGGUCGAUGGCUCGGUGCCGUUCUCCUAGUGCUAGUUUUUAUGGCCCGAGUGCUUUACGCACAGGGAUGGUAUAUAGUCACAUAUGCAUUGGGCAUAUAUCACCUAAACUUAUUUAUAGCAUUUCUAACGCCAAAAAUAGAUCCCGCCAUGGAUUUUGACUCGGAAGAAAAUGGCCCUGAACUUCCAACAAGGGCGAACGAGGAGUUCCGGCCGUUCAUCAGGAGGCUGCCGGAAUUCAAAUUCUGGUAUUCCGUGACAAAGAGUACUUUAAUAGGUUUAGUCUGCACCUUCUUUGAAUGUUUCAACAUCCCAGUAUUCUGGCCUAUCUUAGUCAUGUAUUUUAUCACACUAUUUUGUAUCACAAUGAAGAGACAGAUAAGGCAUAUGAUCAAAUAUAAAUACCUACCAUUCACUCACGGUAAACCCAAGUACCAGAGUCAUGAGGAACCAGCAGGGAAAUGACCGAAAUAAAUUGAUUAGCAAUGAAUUUAUAACCAAAAACAGUAAUAUAAAGAUUAAUGUGUUAAUUUGCGAGGAGGUGAAUGUAUGAUGUGGCCUUCACUUAACAUAUUAAUCUACAUAUUAGUACCUUAUGUAUAUUUUCCUAAAAAUUCUAUAACUUACAAAUAUACUGUUUAUUUAUUAGAAUUUUCUUUACACGUUGCAUUUAUUAAUUCUUUUGUAUAUAUUUUCAGAAUUUUUAAUACAUAGCUUGAAAGCUAUUUUUAACCACCCAUUUUUUCUGGAUUAUAGUCGUAUUAAAUUAUUUUUUUAUUUGUAAAUAAAAAUUGGUUAUUAUUGCUAUGAUCUAAUAAUGGUAUCUCCUGUAUGACGUGUGGAAUUUGUGAACAUGUUAAUAAUAAGAGCGUUUAAUAAAACAUUAAAAGUC
Aethina tumida (small hive beetle) is the source of this 1240-nucleotide messenger RNA. RefSeq names its product protein RER1. The transcript has 6 exons. Gene Ontology annotation, cellular component: Golgi membrane. The record is from RefSeq and is a predicted model, not a curated record. Lineage: Eukaryota; Metazoa; Arthropoda; Insecta; Coleoptera; Nitidulidae. Gene Ontology annotation, biological process: protein retention in ER lumen; retrograde vesicle-mediated transport, Golgi to endoplasmic reticulum. Bases 238 to 813 code for a protein of 191 amino acids.